Molecule: messenger RNA, 8228 nt
Organism: Manis pentadactyla (Chinese pangolin)
Lineage: Eukaryota; Metazoa; Chordata; Mammalia; Pholidota; Manidae
Gene: PDPK1
Product: 3-phosphoinositide dependent protein kinase 1
Exons: 14
Coding region: 1153-2865 (570 amino acids)
Biological process (GO): peptidyl-serine phosphorylation; intracellular signal transduction
Molecular function (GO): ATP binding; protein serine/threonine kinase activity
Source: RefSeq, a predicted model, not a curated record
UGCUUCGUUGAAAUGGGUGACAAUCCAGAGCCUAAGAGGAGGAGGACCUGUUCAGUUGAGAAAAAUGGUGAAAGGCAAAGGGAUGUCUUUGACGGUUGAGAUGUGUGGCUGUACCUGGGAUGCCUGGGCUGCUUGGCGAACCUCAGUGGAGGCUGGGGCUGACGAUAACCUGGACGUUUGUAAAAUGAACUUUUGUACAGUGAUGCUGUUGCAAUGCAGGGUGUGUACUUCCAUGGCGUCCGUAGGAAGAAGAGCAUAUUUUCUCACAGUCUUGCUAGUUCUAGUACAAAAACGCCGGAAUCCAGAAAGGGAAAAAAUGACUUGAAGGACAAAGGUUAGACCUCCUCACCUGGAGGUGAGAGGAACUAGGCUUCUGUGUUUACAUCAUCAGCUAGAGUCCCCAACAUGUAUGUUAUGUGUGAAUAUGCCAUGUUUCUCAUCAGUAAUGGGAGAGAUGCCCUCAGUCUUGGAUUUCUUAUCUGAGAACAUACUGGUUUGCACUGCUCCAAUGAGUUUGCAUCUAGAUUUUUAAGGUGACACUGUAGGAGAGGUCCCCGUCCCAAUUAAUUUUCCUCUUUAAGUGUUUGCAGUCAGCAGGGGGAGCAGUACCAGUUGAGAAGUCUGAAAAUGGCCCAGACUAGUUUGAUUCUAAGGUGGGCCAGAGGCUGUGAGUGCCAUUUUUUGAGCACUUACUUUGAGACGGGCACUUACUUUGAGACGGGCACUUUGCCAGGUAGCUCACGCCUUGCUGGUUGGCUUUCAGUCAACAGUGUUGUGAGGUAGGUGUCGCUGCUGUGUUACAGAUAUGGAAACUGAGGUGCAGAGAAGUUACAUACCUGCAUGGUAAAUAGAGUGGUUUGAACCCGUGUCUAGGUGGUGGCAGAGGCCAGUUGCCUCUCUGUCCCUCAUGUAAUGGUUCACUGGGCAGCUCAGCAUAGCACUUGGCCUGAGGAAGGUCAUCUUCCCCUGGCUUCUGCCCACAUGCCAUGCUGGAGGCAGGAGGGACUUCACACGGAAGGAAAGCAUACUUAUUUCUCUGGGCAGAUGGCUGAACUCCGUGACCCCCGGAGCCUGUUUCAGCCUCAUGCUGUUAGAAAGCAGCUGUUUGGAAAGAGGCUCCGAUUCAUCCUUAUUUGAGGGCUGAUAUUCUGAAUGGGUGAGGCUUGGAAUCCUCCCCUUGGAAAAAAGCAUCAUGCAACAAUUUUGUUAAAGUAUGACACCGUUCCUAUUCAGUCCAGCGUGGUGUUAUGUGCCUGCCCAUCCCCAUCCAUGGUGAGGACCCAGACAGAGUCCGGCCCGGCCCCCGGCAUCCCCAGCGGUGGCAGCAGGCAGGGCUCCACCAUGGACAGCACCACGGCCGAGGCCCGUCCGAGCACCAACUCCCGGCAGCACACCACACAGCCUCCACCACAGCCUCGGAAGAAACGGCCUGAAGACUUCAAAUUUGGGAAAAUUCUUGGUGAAGGCUCUUUCUCAACAGUUGUCCUGGCCCGAGAACUGGCAACCUCAAGGGAAUAUGCUAUUAAAAUUCUAGAGAAACGUCACAUUAUCAAAGAGAACAAGGUCCCAUAUGUAACCAGAGAAAGAGACGUGAUGUCGCGCCUGGAUCACCCCUUCUUUGUUAAACUUUACUUCACGUUUCAGGAUGAUGAAAAGCUGUAUUUUGGCCUUAGCUAUGCCAAAAAUGGAGAACUGCUUAAAUACAUUCGCAAAAUUGGCUCAUUUGAUGAGACUUGCACCCGCUUUUACACGGCUGAGAUGGUGUCUGCACUGGAGUACCUGCACGGCAAGGGCAUCAUUCACAGGGACCUCAAACCAGAAAACAUUUUGUUAAACGAAGACAUGCACAUCCAGAUCACAGAUUUUGGAACAGCAAAAGUACUGUCCCCAGAGAGCAAACAAGCCAGGGCCAACUCGUUUGUAGGAACAGCCCAGUAUGUUUCUCCAGAGCUGCUCACAGAGAAAUCGGCCUGUAAAAGUUCAGACCUCUGGGCCCUUGGAUGCAUAGUCUACCAGCUUGUGGCAGGCCUGCCGCCGUUCCGAGCCGGGAAUGAAUAUCUUAUAUUUCAGAAGAUUAUUAAGCUGGAAUAUGACUUCCCUGAAAAAUUCUUCCCUAAGGCAAGAGACCUUGUGGAAAAACUUCUGGUUUUAGAUGCCACAAAACGUUUGGGCUGUGAAGAAAUGGAAGGGUAUGCCCCUCUGAAGGCCCACCCAUUCUUCGAGUCCAUCACAUGGGAGGACCUGCGCCAUCAGACGCCGCCCAAGCUCACCGCCUACUUACCAGCCAUGUCGGAAGAUGACGAAGACUGCUAUGGAAAUUAUGACAAUCUCCUGAGCCAGUUUGGCUGCAUGCAGGUGUCGUCCUCAUCGUCCUCGCACUCCCUGUCUGCCACGGACGCGGGGCCGCCCCAGAGGGCAGGCAGCAACAUCGAGCAGUACAUCCACGACCUGGACACUAAUUCUUUUGAACUGGACUUACAGUUUUCUGAGGAUGAGAAGAGGUUAUUAUUGGAGAAGCAGGCCAAUGGAAACCCCUGGCACCAGUUUGUAGAAAAUAAUUUAAUACUAAAAAUGGGUCCAGUAGAUAAGCGAAAGGGUUUAUUUGCUCGACGCCGACAGUUACUGCUGACAGAAGGGCCGCAUUUAUAUUAUGUGGAUCCUGUCAACAAAGUCCUGAAAGGUGAAAUCCCAUGGUCUCAAGAACUCCGACCAGAGGCUAAGAAUUUUAAAACCUUCUUUGUCCACACGCCAAACAGGACGUAUUACCUGAUGGACCCGAGCGGGAAUGCUCACAAGUGGUGCAAAAAGAUCCAGGAAGUGUGGAGGCACAGAUACCAGAGCCCCCCGGGGGCUGCCGUGCAGUGACACACCGUGGCCACUGUACUAGCUGCCAGGACACGUGCCCCAGUGUGGCUCGUGGCCACCGGGACGCUUCCAGACCACCUGCCAUCCAUCUCAAGGGGGAUGCAGACGGCGGAACCUUGCAGCUUUUUUAUUUAAAGAAAAGAAGAAAAAAACACCCAACCACACAAAGAACAAAACCGAUAACGAAAAGGAAUUCAGGGUCGCUUUGCUUGCUCUCUGUGCUCUUUGAAGGUGUUGCCACGCCCUCCUUGCCAUGGGACCCAGUGCUGUGCACGGCCACCUCACUCCCACCUGGCCUAGUGGACAGACUGCAUCACCAGCUCUCCACCGUGCAACCUAGUCGCCUGUGGUCCUGUUGGGGCCAAGGGCUUGGGUCAUGUCUCUGGGCUUUUUCUGCCCUGAGGUGAUCAUGGAAUUCUUCACCAGAGCUGUGCAGAACUCUGGUCAGGCGUGGCCUCCUGUCUCCACAGGGUGGGAAGGUAUGGGCUUUUGUCCAUGUGCUCCUUUUCUUUGUCCCUAGUUUACGGCCUGCCCCCUGAGCUCUUGAGGGCCCCCUGCUUGCCACCUCGUUAGGUUUCUGUGUUCCUAGCUGUGUGUCUGCCAGGCGGGCUCCAGGUGGUAAGGAGUAGGGCAGACUGUCGGGGAAGUACCGAGCCUCUGAAGUCGAAGGGUACCAGCACAGCACUGGGUUUACCACCCCUCUGAGCAGUGCUGCCCUCCAGGGCCAGAAACCAAGCCCAAGCCUGGGGGAGCACUGUCCAGGUGGGGCCCAGCUGGCUCCCCGGUGCAGCAGGGCUGACUGGGCCUGGUGGCCUCCACAUGAAGGAGUGAGCUCUUAGGCUCCCUCCUGGAGCGUGUGUGACCCAUGGCACAUGCAGGCCUCCCCAGUUGGUGACGGAGGGACUGAGAGCCUCCUGGUGGCACUGUUGGCAGGGGGCAGUACACAAACGCAGGUGGCACCGUGCCCUUCCGUGGUUUACUGGGAUGCCCUCAUGGCCUCAUUCAGUAUCUUUACAACUCUCCAGUGAAAAUCUAAGAGGCUGCUCCCGCUGCCAGGUCAUGUGGUCCCCACUGAGCGGCCUUUUCCUGGAAAAAACUACUCCCCUUGCCUGAGGUGCACCAGCACCAUGCUUCCCCCAGCUUCAGGCCUCCUUUGGUCUAGCAGCGUUGCUGUCCACACAGGUGGCCCAGGCCACGCCCAGCCUCUGCUUUUCUUUGCUGCUCUCCUGUAGGCCUGCCAAGGUCCUGCCUGUCCUUACCCUACAAGGUUGUCCCAGGUGGAAGAGGAGCGGGCUGCUCACAGGCAGGUCUCUGUCCCUGUUUCCUUUAGACUUUCACCAAGACACCAGCAAUGGGCUCCCACCGAGACUUCCCCUGGCUAACUACUCCCUGCCCCCUCCUACCUGGAAUGAGCCACUGUCACCUUGUGUGACCAGUGAUCCAAAUUAAGAGGAAGGAUGUCUUUGUCCAAUUGUUUUAGUGAUAAGAGUGGCUCUCAAACUGGAAAAGAACAUGUGUGUGUGGGGGAGUCACCCUGCUUGGCAGCAGCAGGUUUGAAUGGGAGCAGAGGUGGUGGGCCGUGGCCAGGUUCACUGCUGGUUCCGCGGCUCUGAGAGCAGCACGAGAGCAGGUGUGCGUGUGUGUGUGCGUCUGUGUCGCGGUGCUGCGGUGUCGGUGUGCCCGCCCUCAGGGCACCUCGGAGCAGAGCGCUGUCCUGGGCUUGUGGCCACGUGUCAAGCUCCCUCUUCCCUGUGUGCUAUUGAAAGAUGUGCCUGCGCUCAUCUGCUUUUCUAAAAGGGUGGCCCACAGAGCCCUUUUUCAGGAUCCCGUUAUGGGCUUGCCUCCACAGGUGUGUGUCUCCCCUACGCCACCCCCCGGCAUCCAGCAGCACCCUGAGUGUCUCUAACGAGAAACAAGUGCAGAAACAAGUGCAGCACCCAGCAGGGCUGCUCGGGGGAAAGAAUCUUCCGUUGCAUUCUUCCCUCUGGAUAGAUGGCGCCGCUACCUCCUGGGCUUAACCGUCAAGCUCCAUCUUAACCUCUGAAACCAGAGAAUAAGGGGUUCACGGCUGAGCUAAGAUGAGCUGGCAGAGCUAAAGUGCUACCUGGCCUGAGCCUGUGACCGUGGAGUCCUUAGGCCACCUUCUCAGCUCACUCAGUGUCCUCUUUCCCCAUUUUUUUUAGGCCCACACAUAUUCUUACCUGUACUUACCCAUGUUGACUUUAGUUUUAUCCUGCUCAUCCUUAGAGCCCUCGUCCAGGCCUGCAGGUGCCUUGACAUUCUGGGAUGGGGAUGUGGGUGUUGGUCUGUGUACCUACAUAGAAAUGUAAGUGUGGAUUUGUCCUGAAGGAAAGUGCCCUGUGGUCUGCUAGAUCCAGGAGCCGGUGUUUUAUGGAGGGAGAGCAAGGGCAGGCAUAAGUACCACAUCAAGAUCAGUGUGGCGAGGACAGCCAAAGGCCCCGUGGCCCCCCAGGUCAGAGGGCCCCCUGGGACGGGAAGGAGCUGGGUUUGGGUGGGGUUGUUUCCUUCCCUCUUUCUGUGGACCAGAGCAGGAAGUCAGUGUUUGGCGGGCAGUGGACAUCCCUGUGUGGAGCACAAAGCCCACCCCCCAAGUGGCCCUACAGCGUGCUGGCAUUCUUAACCUCGACUCUCAGGAGGCUUGUUGCUGACUUGCUUUGGGAAAGGUGGCUCUUGUGGUCAUGCCGAAGCUGGUGGGACCCACGCCUGCUCCAGCCUUUGGGCCACUCUGGUUUGGCGGCCCAGACCUGAAGGAAUUGCAGGAGAUGGCCUCAGGGCAGGGUGUCAGCACAGGGGGUUCCAGGUGAUCUGUGACUUCUUAAAACAGUUGUUUUCUGAAGAUCCACUGUAGGCUCGCUGCCCAGAGGAGACCACUUGUGGCCAUUUUGGUGUGUGGCCUAUGUCCUCCCAUGCUCACGUUAGUUUGCUUUUUUGAUUAUACUGGGAACACACACAUACACUAUUUUGCAUCCAGCCCUUUUCACUUUAUAAUUUAAGCAUUUCCCCAUGUCUUGAACAGUGAUUCAAAAGCAUUGUUUUUAUGAUUGUAGAAUUUAAUGGUUAUAGAUUCCAUCAUAAUUUGACAAUUUCCCUGUUGCAUAACGUUUAGAUGGUUUCUGAUUUUUCACUAUUUAAAUAAUGCUGUUAGGAAUGGCCUUAUAAAUCUGGUUUUUGAUUGAUUUCCUGCCCUACCCCCCCCCAACACCCAAUUCCUGGAAGUGGUAUUUUUGAGUCACAGAGUUCAUUUUAGACGAGAUCAGGCACGUUCUGGGUGGUAUGGCCGUAGACACAGAGUUCAUUUUAAAGGUGGUAUCGGGUCCCUCUUCCUGUCUUGAUCUGAUGCUUAAAUGCUCAGAGUUCUGAGAACAGAACCUCCCUAGUCGUGUCCUACAGAUUCUGAACAAAUCAAUUUCUGGUGAGCUGUGUGUUCCAAAGAGUGUUUGAAUAAGACCGCUUUUUUUUAAAUGCUAAAAUGACGUCAUUACUGCAGUCCGUUUUUCAGAUAUUUUAACAAAAGCCAAUUUCCUUAUUUUCAUUGAAUGAACCUGGUUAUGUUUGCAUGUUAGUUACCUUCCCAUCCCUGCUGCUAUGGCUUUCAAGUGCUUGGUGAUAUUUUCAGAAUCUUGUACUUUGUGUCCACAAUGGUACUGAAUUUGCAUCUGUGCAGUCAGCAGAGAUAAAAAGUGUUGAACUGACCUUGCCACAUGCUUAGUGGAUGAUUUAUAAUUAAGCUUAUAGACUCAGAAAGUACACUGAGCCAUUUGGAAUCAGUGAAAGAGCAAAGGCUCUACUUGAGAAAGAAACCACAUAGACAAUUGGGUUUUACAGAAUUGUAUUUGUAUUUAUCUCCACGCUCUUCAAAUGGAGGGACUCGGUCCACGGACCUCAGUGGUUCAGUAGAGCACGACAGCCAGGCUUUUUCAUUGUAGAAUGCACUGUCCUGGCUGGUAGAGAUUUGAGGAAGUCUCCCCUCUCCUUGCCCAGUGUUGCAGGUUGCCUGCUUGUCUUCAAGUUGAGACCAUCCAAAUUUAGUUUCAUUCUUAAUUUUUCCACUUCACUUUGAUGUUUGUUCAUUCUGAGGGGCACUGUGCAUGACAGAUUUUUCUAGGUGUCAUCAUGCUCAAUGCCACUUUGACAGAGAUUACAGCUGAAUUGUGCAGAAUUAGGUCUCCUGCCCUGCUCUGACCCCCGAGCCCCCUCUCUCCUGGCAGGCCUACAGAUGGAGGGCACUCACUGCCCAGUUGCAGAGGCCGCAGCUGCUCUGAGCACGGGGAAGGUAGUAUUCUUGGAGAUGUUGCCAUACACGUUUUUCCAUAUUGUUUCUUUUCAUGUCCAAACCUAACAUGAACUGAUGAUGACUCAAAUGGGUGUGGCCCUUGUCUCUUAGGCAGCCUGCAUGGCAAGUGCCUUAGUUAAAUCAGGGCAGGAGUCACUCCCAGAAGCCUCUGAGGGGUGCAGGCUGCUGGCCCAAGGUUGCAGGGUUAUAAAUCAGCCUGCCUGAGGAGAUCUGGUCUGAAGAGGAGGCUGUUCCAGCAAAGAGCAGUUUUCCCUGUAGCUCAGACAGCUGUGGUGGGCAACUGGAUGAACCCAUGUAUAUACCUGAAUUUUCCCCAUAACUCAUUUCUUCAAUAUGAAGAAGCACCAAACUUAAUGUACAGGAACCUUUUUACAAAAGGCAAACCUUUUUUAGCUGUGUGAUCCACUGUAACCCAUCUGGCUGAAUGACUAUGAAUAGGGGUCAUUUAGCUGUUGAAAAGCCCCUAUCACGAUCUUAUUUGUUUGGAGGUUGACAAAAUUAAAGUUUGCAAUAUUUAGAGCUGCUGUAGCUGUUCCUUAACAACAUGAAAUAGGAUGAAUCAACAGUGUGUUAGCUGUCUUUCAGGUUGGUGGCAGUCAGAACGUGUAAUCUCUACCUGGUCUGUAGCUGUAACUGUGAUGUACAGGCAAAACAAAAAUUAAAAAACUUAUGAAAACAAAUAAUGCAAUGAUAAUAGGAUAUACACUUUUGUAUUUUUAUUCUUAUAUAAGGUUAUUGUUGGCCUCUAGUUCAGUCUGUGUUAUUUAAAAUCUAAUAUAUGAAUUAUUUGGAUUGAAUUCAUGCUCGGGGCCACACUGUUGUAUGUAUUGAUGUACAGCCUUGAAUGUGAAUAAUUAUUGUAAACUAUAUUUUACAACUUUUUUUCUGGCUUUAUUAUAUAAAUUUUCUAUUUGGUCGAUGAUUUAAUCAUAUAAUUUAAUGAAUCUUCUUUUUUUCAAAUAUUUGUGCUUUAGAUGUAGUUACCAGAUGAUGAAUUUUCCACGUUAUGCUCGGUUAGUCUUGUAAUAAAAAAAGCAUGUAGAGUGUA